This is a messenger RNA of Ilex paraguariensis (yerba mate), 432 nucleotides long. Lineage: Eukaryota; Viridiplantae; Streptophyta; Magnoliopsida; Aquifoliales; Aquifoliaceae. The record is from the annotation of a GenBank genome assembly.
AUGGAGUUCCAGAAAAUUCCAAAUUUCUGCUCAUUUUGGCCGACCCACAACCCAUCAAAACUCUAUGAAAAAAAGCACAAUGAACAACAACGAGAACAACAACAGGUGCGUCACAAUCCUCAAACUAACGACCCAAGUCCGGAUUUUCGAAGCCCAGUUCAUCAUUUUGAUGACAUCAAUAGUUUUCAAUCAAAUUCAGCUAAUCAUAAUGUACGGGAGAAUAGCGCGAGUUCUGAUAAUGUGAAGGGAUCAAAAUCAAAGGUUUUGGAAGAGUCUGCUUUGUGGAAUAAAUUAGAGAGUUGGGUCCCACCCCCACCCCAACUCCAUCACCUACCCACGACAUCAAUAUCCCAUUCGCUGCCACUGCCGUUGUUGUUGCCUUCGCCGCCACAGGAAAUUUUUGGUUCCUUGGGCUUGAAGACGAAGAAGUAA